Molecule: messenger RNA, 1841 nt
Organism: Oryza brachyantha (malo sina)
Lineage: Eukaryota; Viridiplantae; Streptophyta; Magnoliopsida; Poales; Poaceae
Product: probable glycosyltransferase At5g25310
Exons: 4
Coding region: 62-1609 (515 amino acids)
Molecular function (GO): glycosyltransferase activity
Source: RefSeq, a predicted model, not a curated record
UCGAGCUCCGCGCCGCGCCGGCGAGACACGGUCUGCUUGCAUCCGGCCGGCGACCGAACGGAUGGCGGCUCUGGGGUGCAGCCACCGACGCGAGCGCGAGGUCGCGUCUCGGCUCGGCGUGGCGAGCUGCUGCUUGGUCGUCGCUGUCACGGUCGUCGGAGCCGCCGUGCUCGCCGGCUUCUUGUCUGUCUCCGGCGGCGCGGGGGUGCUGCUGGUCGCGUCUCCUUCUUCUUCUCCCCCAGCGCGGCGGCUGUCCACUGGUCUCGCCAAGGAGAGGGCCGGGACGACGGUGAGGACGCCGCCGAGAGUGGAGCGGGAGCUCGACGCUGCGCGAGCUGCGAUUCGGCGGGCAGCGCGGCGGCGGCGGUGUCAUGGCGGUCACGUCGGCGCCGGCGAGGGAAGCAACGUCAGCUCGGCGAACUGGCUGAGGUUCUUCGGCGACGUCGACGACUACGCUCGCCUGGAGCGCGUCUACCGCAACCCGGCGGCGUUCUACCGGAGCUACGUGGAGAUGGAGAAGCGGUUCAAGGUGUACGUGUACGAGGAAGGCGAGCCGCCGGUCGUGCACGAGGGCCCGUGCAAGAACAUCUACGCCGUCGAGGGCCGCUUCAUCGAGGAGCUGGAGCUCAUGGCGGCGGCGGCGCCGCGGGCCGACAGCGGCGGCGGCGGCGUCCGGACGUGGGACCCGGCGCGCGCGCACGCCUUCUUCCUGCCGUUCAGCGUCUCGCAGAUGGUGCAGCUGGCGUACCGGCCGCUCUCCUACGACCUCUCGCCGCUCCGGGCCCUCGUCGCCGACUACGUCGGCGUCGUCGCCGCCCGCCACCGCUUCUGGAACCGCUCCGCCGGCGCCGACCACUUCAUGCUCUCCUGCCAUGACUGGGGUCCGCACGCGUCGAGGGGGCACCCGGAGCUGUACGCCAACGCCAUCCGCGCGCUCUGCAACGCCAACACGUCGGAGGGGUUCCGCCCGCCCAAGGACGUCAGCAUCCCGGAGAUCAACCUCUACGACGGCCACACGCCGCCGGAGCUCCUGGCCUCGCCGGCGCCAUCGUCGUCGUCGCCGUCGUCGCGGCCGUUCCUGGCCUUCUUCGCCGGCGGCCGGCACGGGCACGUCCGCGACCUCCUGCUCCGCCACUGGAAGGGCCGCGACCCGGCCGCCUUCCCCGUCUACGAGUACGACCUCCCCUCCGCCGUCGUCUCCGCCUCCGGUGGCGCCGGCGCCGGCGGCGGCAACCCCUACUACGCGUACAUGCGGCGGAGCAGGUUCUGCCUGUGCCCGAGCGGGCACGAGGUGGCGAGCCCGCGCGUGGUGGAGGCGAUCCACGCCGAGUGCGUGCCGGUGGUGGUCGCCGACGGGUACGCGCUGCCGUUCGCCGACGUGCUGCGGUGGGAGGCGUUCUCCGUGGCGGUGGGCGUCGCCGACGUGCCGAGGCUGCGGGAGGUGCUGGAGCGGAUACCGGCGACGGAGGUGGAGCGCCUCCGCGACGGCGUGCGGCUGGUGAAGCGCCACUUCAUGCUGCACCAGCCGCCGGAGAGGCUCGACAUGUUCCACAUGAUCCUCCACUCCGUCUGGCUCAGGAGGCUCAACCUCAGACUCAACACUCACUGACCAUCUGAUCAGCAACCAAUGAAAUAUUUUUGAUCAGCAACAAAAGAAAAGCAUUGCAAGAGAGAGUUCAGAGAAAACAUAGCUGUAAGGCCCUGUUUGUUUCCUACUAGGGAUGUUUGAAAGGUGUGUGUGCAUUUUGUGUAAAAGUUUUCUGUAUAAAAAUGAUCCAUCUGAUCAAAUUAUAGAUCAUUUAUACCCUCAUAUGGCUAUCAUAAAAUUCAGAUUCACUCUC